This is a messenger RNA of Linum tenue, 1070 nucleotides long. NCBI's taxonomy places the organism in Eukaryota, Viridiplantae, Streptophyta, Magnoliopsida, Malpighiales, Linaceae. The record is from the annotation of a GenBank genome assembly.
AUGAGGAAGCGAAUGGACCAGUUGCUUCACGACUUCGACGGCUCCUCUGCCAUGAAUCAGGUUCGGGUGUUUGUCCAGCAAAAGGAAAUGAACGAGUUCAUGUACGAGAGCGCCGAGAAGAUCUCUUUCUUCUUUGAAGAGAAAGCGUUUGAUGAGGAAGGGAACUUAAAGCAGCCAAAGGAAGUGUCCAUGAGUAAAGUUGGCCAUGCCUUGCAUGAGCUCGACCCUGUAUUCAAAGACUACUCCCGUUCUGAGAAAUUUUCAAGUGUGUUACAGUCCUUGGGCUACAAGAGGCCAGUCAUCAUUCAGUCGGUUUAUAUUUUUAAGCAAUCGGGCUUUGGAAACGAUGUGGCGCCUCACCAGGAUAACUCGACUCUGUACACCGAACCGAAAACCACUUGCACUGGUCUGUGGCUGGCGCUGGAAGACGCUACGACUGCUAAUGGGUGCAUGUGGGCGAUUCCUGGAUCUCAUCGAAAUGGGCUGGUGAGAAGGCUGAUUCGAGGGGAGCAAGGUCUCCAUUUUGAUCAGUCGUCGCCUUCUUAUGAGCAGUCGGAUUUCGUGGCUAUUGAAGCGAAAGCCGGGUCUUUGGUCUUGAUUCAUGGGGAUCUCGUACAUCGAAGUUUCGAGAACCAGUCUCCAAACUCGAGGCAUGCUUUCAGCGCGCACAUUGUGGACACUGUUGGUUGCAAAUGGUCGCCUGACAAUUGGAUUAGAAGGAAAGUGGAUCCAGAGCCUCUCUACUCAUCCUGAUCAGCCAAGUUUUUAGUUGAAAUUGGGGAGAAAAAAAGGGGACGGGCAGAAGAAAUAAAGACCAUCGCUGCUGCCGAAUAUCCCUGGAAACACUUUGUGAGAUUGGAGGAACGAACGAAUGAAUGGUGGUUAUCAUAUCACAUAGUGGUCACUCUCAUGUUUCUAUUUUGUAAUCCUUAUAAACCUUCUCUAAUUAUUCAAUAAAUGUUGUUGUACGUGUCUGUUCAACCAAAGAGGUCUCCACCAAGUAGCUACUGCUGCAUGUAAACUCCCUUGUCCCAAAAGCCAGUAUCCUAUAAACAAUAGUCUAUAGGGUU